Messenger RNA from Colletotrichum gloeosporioides, 360 nucleotides. RefSeq lists its product as uncharacterized. The record is from RefSeq and is a predicted model, not a curated record. The transcript has a single exon. The coding region runs from base 1 to 360 and encodes 119 amino acids. NCBI's taxonomy places the organism in Eukaryota, Fungi, Ascomycota, Sordariomycetes, Glomerellales, Glomerellaceae.
AUGCCGCGCCAAGUCACCGACGAACCCGGGCCCUCGCGCCCACGCUUCCAAACCGUCCGUAGCGCCCGCAACUCCAAACACGACAUCCCCUGCGGCGAAAACUGCCUCGUCUACCCCAACGGCAAGCUCGAACACACGCCAGGGGGCGUCUUCGGUAAGUUUGCGCAGUAUCUCGAGCUCGAUCUCAAGACGCGGCCGCCGAGGGACACCUGGGUCGAGGAGAAGGGGAAAAGAAGGCGUAGCAAGAGUGGGCGGCACAGGAACUGCGAGCGGCCGAAUCGGUUUUAUCCUGACGAUGAUGAUGUCGCGGAGGAGCCAAUUAUGGAUUUCGAGGAUGGACCUACUAUGGAAGGAGUUUAG